This is a messenger RNA of Drosophila erecta, 3684 nucleotides long. Its product is annotated as zinc finger protein 43. Gene Ontology annotation, molecular function: RNA polymerase II transcription regulatory region sequence-specific DNA binding; DNA-binding transcription factor activity, RNA polymerase II-specific. The coding region runs from base 136 to 3192 and encodes 1018 amino acids. Lineage: Eukaryota; Metazoa; Arthropoda; Insecta; Diptera; Drosophilidae. The transcript has 4 exons. Gene Ontology annotation, biological process: regulation of transcription by RNA polymerase II. Gene Ontology annotation, cellular component: nucleus. The record is from RefSeq and is a predicted model, not a curated record.
GAGUUCGAAUUUCGAACUUUUGUGGGAGAAACAUCGCGUCGUGUGCGUCGUACGCUUGCUGGUGAAAAGUGCGCUGUGAAUUAAGUUUUAUUAUUUGUUUGUGCUGUUUGUUUUAACGAAUUGAAAUAAGAAUACAUGUCAACACAAGUGAAUAAGCUUUACCCUUCCGAGAAAAGACUGUUUUCUUCAAGCCAACCUUGCAAUUUUAAUCCCGAUCCACAGGUAACCAUGAACGCCGACCAUUUAGAGGACACUCAUCUGUGCAUUAGGUGCAAUGCCACCAUGCUUGGACUCACAAAAUACAUCGAGCAUCGAAAACAGAACUGCGUUAUUACAGAAAAGCAAAAUGUUUCGCCAAAACCCGAUGGACGAGCAAGAACCUCCUCUGGCCCUCAAGUGUCGCCGACGAUUAUCAGUAGCAACAAUUUGGAUCACACAUAUGAUGGCUUCCAGUUCGCGGAACCGGAGGCCCCAAGUAGUUACCUCCGCAAGACAGCCGCCAGUCAUGGAGGAAAGACCUCAAAGUCCUUGACGGAAGCUUAUGAUGUUCCGUACGAACUGGGAGCCGAUCUCUUCUUUUCGUCCCUACAACUGCAGAGUGUCGCCACGGGUGGAAAAAUAGGAUCGGUGGCCCGUCAAGAACGAGGCAAAGAAGAGACCUGGUCCGCGCCAGCUGGCGAUCCCUUGCUGAAAGCAGUGAGGGAGCACGAUGAGACGGUGUUCAAGCCGCUUCACUUUGACCAUGAGUCACCAGAAGCGAGUGAAGAGGAAGAGGAUGAGGAUGAGCACGAGGAAUUUGAUGCAGAAGAAGAUCAGGAAGAGUACGAUGUCAGGCGUCACUCGCCGCCCAUUGUGCCCGCCAGUCACACAGGUGGCAAGUGGAAACCGGAGCAGCGGCCGCAGCUACGACAUCCACAUAUAGAACGCCUCUCGCCCAGUUGGGAUGAGCCCCCUGAGGAGAACUACACCCACCCUCCAGCGGACCACACUAAAGGCAAAUGGGUUCCGGGUAGCAAACAGUUGGAGUACCGCGAAAAUAUAGAUCUUACUAAGCUGAACCAGCCGGGAGUGAGUUAUUGGUGCAACAUCUGCUGCAGGCGACUGAAAAGUCGCUUGUACUAUGACCAACAUUUGAAGAGUGCCUACCACAUCAAGAGAGCUGAAGCAGAGUGCGAGUUGGAGCAGGCUACUCUGGGCAGGGAACUUACCCUGAGCAAGGACUUCUUAAUAAAAGGCGAAGAGGACAAAAAAGAAGCAAAGCCACCAAAACGGCAGAGGAGAGCACAUCUUCUGCGAUGCGAUCUAUGCCGACACACGAUGGCAAGACAUUUAAUGGGCAAGCAUUUAAUCUCCCAUUACCAUUUCAGAAGACUCCAACAGCAGAGUCGAAUCAAAAGGCAAAACUGCCUGCAGGAAAUACUUAAGCAUAUGGGAAGCAUAGUGAGGCAAUCUCCUUUUCAGUGCAUGCCCUGUAGAUUCUAUGCCAACACUGAGGAAACCUUUCUUCAUCAUUGGCAGUCCCACGAGCACUUGGAGCUGACAAAGAGACUGGGGGGAACUUUUUGGUGUGCCUUUUGUCAGUUUGACUCCAACACUAAUAAUGCCAUGUUGCUUCAUUUGCUGGAUUCAUCUCAUAAGGAUGUGCUCUUAGCGCUCAAUAGAUCGGUUCCCAUAUGUAUAGCCCAGAGAAGACAGCUCCAGUGCUCCAGGUGUGGAAUGGAGUUCUUAUACAACGUCCAGCUACGUCGACACUUUAUCUCUGAGCAUCCAGGAUUUGCUCUUACGGGGACUGCAGCCGAUGAAUACCAGAGUAGGUUUCGAUGCGAUUUGUGUGGAUCCUCACAGAAAUCUCGUUUAGCUCUUCAACGUCAUAAGAAGCAUACACACCUCCUGGCAAGGUAUUUCUGUGCCAUCUGCCGAUUAGAGUUUGAGACCUCUUUGGAGGCGCGACGUCAUAGAAGCUUGAUGGAACAUAAGCAAAAGGCCAGAGCUCAAAUGCCCAUUUUGCAACCCGAAAACGAAAUUGAACACAUGCUGAGAGAAGUCCUAGAGGAAGCAGCUCCUAGUCCACCCGUCAAGAAGAGUGGGGACAUAACCGCGAAAUGCGCGAGUUGCAGAAAAGCGUUUGAGUCGCCUCAAAGCCUAACCCAACAUCAAGCAGAAGCUCAUUCAGCGCAUAAUCAUUUGUGUUUGAGCUGCGGAACAAGCUUUGAAUCUGCUCAGGCACUCGGAAGACACACACGCAGCUGUCAACCUCUGGCCAGCACCUCAUCCCCCGCUGAUCAAUUCCUUGCUCAAAAGAAAGCAGUCUACUCCUGCGAUCAGUGUCGCUUCCAAUCUCAGUAUGAGUCCGAUCUAGUUUAUCACCGCAUUUUUCACACACGGUCUUCCGGAAUUGGGAAAAACGAACUUCUGCAGUGCCCCUUGUGCCCGAAGAACUUCAAAAAGCACUCCCUUAGGGCUCACCUAAGGAACCACACCAACGAAAAAAUUUUUGAAUGCGCGGAGUGCCUUCAGAAAUUUGCCAGAAGACACAACCUCAAGAACCACAUAAUCACGAAGCAUGCCAAAGCAGGUGAUCAGGACAAGAAACAAUUUGCAAAAAAAAAAGUUGAACAAACAAAUCCAAAAUAUCAGUGUGGGACAUGUGGAAAAAUACUGGCCAAAAAGUAUUCCCUGAAGCUUCAUGAGAUUAGCCAUUCGACGGCAGUUCAGCGCCACUACCGCUGCCAUUUUACGGACUGCUCGUAUGCAGGGCGAACCCCGGAAAGACUGAAAACCCACUUGGUCUCCCACUCCCAGGAAGAACACAAAUGUGCCCGGGACAACUGCAGUUAUGUGGGGAAGAGCGAGCUGCACCUGAAGAGGCACCUCAAGUCGGCUCAUUCCAAGGAGAAGAGUGGUGAGGAGUGGUUUUCGUGCGAUCAAUGCGAUUUCAGAGCCCGCAUCAAGGGUCACCUCCGUCGGCAUUCGUUGCGCCAUUCGGGCCAGAAGCCCCACCAAUGCCCCCACUGCGACUUCCAGUGCAGCACCAUAGAUAACCUACGUAAGCACAUCAUCAAGACGGGAAAGCAUCCUGGAAUGUUCAUUUACCAGUGCGUUAAGUGCUCCGAUGAGGCAGCCAGCGAAAUAUUCAAGAGCAACAGCUACAAAGAGUACCAGUACCACUUGGAGACCCACAAAGCUGGUUGAGAAAAUAUUUCAGGGAACACUUUACCGAAAUAUUAUUUUUUUAUAAAUUUAAAAAAGAAUACAUUCAUUCUAUCAACGUUCUGAUCAACUAAUCAGCUUAGAAACCUAGUUUUAAGUUUACAACCUAGUAUCUGUGCACGGUAUCCUUUCCUUAACCUAAAAUAUUAAUUGAUGUUGAUACUGAAAUAUUCGUUUGAAAAAUAAAAAACAAUAGAUUAAUAUAUUCAUGUUGAAAAAAAUCACAGAAAUCUUGUGAUUAUGAUACAUUUCAUUGUGUCAUAACUCCCAGAAGAAAAGUGACAUGGCCCUUUGGCGUUAUGAUAAGACGCUUACUUCAACCUAAACCUAACGAAUCUCAUUUACCCUGCUAUCACAGACAUUGGAAUAUAUAUAGAUAGAUUAUUGCCCUUUGUUUUAAUCUACGAGUAAUUCAUAUUAUAAUGGCAUCAUUUAAUUCAAUAGCAAUAAAACCGUGUUCGAACAAAUAUUGAU